AUGCGACCAUUGUCCUCACAAACCUUCAAGGGCGCACGGCGAGGCCGUUUGAGAUUUUCGACGCCGUCGAAAUGGAUCUGCGGCAGCUGCCAGCCCCGGCGCAUUGCACAAGCUAGAUGGAGCAGCUGCAACAGCUCCGUCACUGGAACGCCCGAGAAGCCAUAUUAUAUCACGACUCCUAUCUUCUAUGUCAAUGCUGCACCGCAUAUCGGCCACCUUUACACCAUGGUUCUCGCAGACGUGCUCAAACGAUGGCAGCAAAUCAAGGGCAGGGACACUUUUUUCCUGACGGGAACCGACGAGCACGGCAUGAAGAUUCAGCGAGCAGCCGCUAAGGAGGGUGUUCCACCCAAAGAAUUCUGCGACAAUUACUCCAACAAGUUUCGGGAAUUGGCUGCGGCGGGCGACAUAUCCUACGAUGCAUUUAUGAGAACAACGAGCCCCGAGCAUAAGGAGUCGGUCAGUGAAUUCUGGCUACAGUUGAAACAUAGUCUCCCAGAACAUUUGGGACUCUACAAGGGUACGCAUGAAGGGUGGUAUGCCGUGAGUGAUGAGUGCUUCUACCCAGAAGACAUGGUUCGACCCGAUAUCGUGCCUCAGACGGGGAAGAAAAUCAUGGUUAGCGACGAAACAGGAAGCGAGGUGGAAUGGAUUAAAGAGGAAACCUGGUUCUUUCCAUUGACCAAGUACAAGGAUGCUCUGUUGAAAUUUUAUGCCGAAAAUCCCAACUGGAUCACCCCGGCGCAUCGGAUGAACGAAGUUCGUAACUGGGUGGAAAACCAUCUUGAGGACCUGUCCAUCACAAGACCAGCCUCUCGACUGAGCUGGGGAAUUCCUGACCCCGAGGACCACAACCAGACUAUAUAUGUCUGGGUUGAUGCGUUGAUUAAUUACAUUACGCAGGCAGGCUACGGCAGUAAGUGGCAUUCGGCAUCUGAGAACAUGGGAAUCUGGCCGGCGGAUAUGCAAAUUAUCGGAAAAGACAUCUUGCGAUUCCACGCAAUCUACUGGCCAGCCCUGCUAAUGGCUCUUGGCCUCCCACCUCCCAAGCGGUUACUAUGCCACAAUCACUGGACGAUGUCGAAUCGAAAAAUGUCUAAAUCCUUAGGGAACGUGGUUAAUCCUUUCUUUGCUGUGCAGCGCUGGGAUAUAGAUCCUUUGCGAUACUUUUUGAUGCGAAACGGAAGCUUUACCAAGGAUAUGAGCUACUCGAAUCAAUUAAUUGGAUCAGUUUAUGCUAAAGAGUUGCAAGCGAACAUUGGCAACCUAUUUUAUCGAAUUGCGAGGCCCAAGGUUACCGCAAAGUGGUCAACACUAGAGGCGGUCACCGCGUUCCGCAGCGGUACAUUCAAAGAAGUAUCUGAGCACACCUCGCAGCAACUCUUUUAUAGCCUGGACGAGCAUCUGGAAAAAGUGACUCCCGCAUUUUAUGAGGAGAUGGAGAAUUGCAAUACUGGAGGUGCAAUUCGGGAAAUCUUUAAUCUUCUCCGUGAGACAAACCGCUACGUCACUGACACCGAACCUUGGAAGCUUGUCAAGAACUCAGACACCGAGUCCAGGGUUCUACUCAACUUGGUAAUCUACAACUGCGCGGAGGCAUUGCGUAUCUCUGGCAUCUUGCUGCAACCAAUCAUGCCCAGCAAGUCAGAAUUGCUGCUAAAUGAGCUGGGAGUUAAGGAACAUAGGCGCACAGUUGAGUAUGCUUCCAAGGGCAAGGAUGCAGACUAUGGGACGGACGCCAAGACUGGAGAUCCCGCUGCAAGGUUGAAGAAAUGGGACACCAUUUUCCCCCCGACGCCAAAUGCAAAUGACUCGGAUGCAGAGGUAAUGGAGCAAUUGAGCUCAGCAUUCCACGAUAAAACAAAGAACAAAAUGAACCAAGUUGCGGAGCUUCUGGCUAUGGAGGCUCGAAUGGGCGAGGAGGCCGUGGCGAAGAUGCUGGCGGAAGUGCAUGCUGCGCGAAAACAGAAGCUGGCCAGCCCUCGCCCUCCACAGCAAAACUUCAACUCCAAAAUUUCGUCGCAUCAGCAACCACUCGUGCUCAGUCUGGCGAAUCGCCCCGACCACCACCAAUAUGAGGUCGUUACAACGAACAGGGUGACACUUGUCCCCUACAAGGCGUAUCAUGUCGCCAAAUACCACAGUUGGAUGGAAGACCCGGAUAUUCGAGAGGCGACAGCCUCAGAGCGAUUGACACUGACAGAGGAAUACGAGAAUCAGCAGUCCUGGCACACCGAUCCGGAAAAGCUCACCUUCAUCGUUUGUGAGCACGUCAAGCCAGAGCAAGAAGUCUCCCAUUCCCUCCAAGCAAAAGUGAUUGAUGCGGAGGACCGUAUGAUCGGAGACAUCAACUUUUUCAUUUACGUAGAUGAUGAGACGAACGCAGAUGAUACGCAAGAGGAAGAGAUAGUCGAAAAGACAGGGCAAUACGAUGGUGCUGAGGAAGCAGGGACGCGACAAACAGAGGCGAAAAUUAUGUUGAGAGGUGAAGUAGACGUUAUGAUUGCAGAGCAGCGAUAUCGCAGGCGAGGCUACGGGAAAGGCUCUGUGAUGGCCCUACUAAUGUUCUUGAGACGGAACAUGAGGAGCAUAUUAGACGAGUAUUCACGCGGUGUUGGAAUUACGCGCGAAGUCGAAAUGACGACCCUCAUGGUCAAAAUACAAGAGGAAAAUAUGGCAAGCCGGCAGCUGUUUAGUUGGCUCGGCUUUAAGGAAUGCGGUGGUGUAAAUUAUUUUGGAGAGGUCACGAUGAUAAUGCCGUGGGAAGCGAUUGACAGCUUGGUUGAUCAGUGGUUGAAUGACGGAGAAGUUUACGGACAGUUCAAAUACGAAGAGUAA
This is a messenger RNA of Pochonia chlamydosporia 170, 2838 nucleotides long. Its product is annotated as methionyl-tRNA synthetase. Gene Ontology annotation, molecular function: ATP binding; acyltransferase activity, transferring groups other than amino-acyl groups; methionine-tRNA ligase activity. The coding region runs from base 1 to 2838 and encodes 945 amino acids. The record is from RefSeq and is a predicted model, not a curated record. The transcript has 6 exons. Gene Ontology annotation, biological process: methionyl-tRNA aminoacylation. Lineage: Eukaryota; Fungi; Ascomycota; Sordariomycetes; Hypocreales; Clavicipitaceae.